AGUCUGGUCUACGGGCUGAGUUCAGGAGAGGAUCCAAAUCUACACAGAGAAACCCUGUCUUGGGGAAAGAAAAAAAAAAAAGGUUCUUCAUAGAAGUAAAUUCAUCAUUAAUCUUAGUUCUUUUGAAAGUAGCUUAAAGGUCUUUAAUUUCUAACUUACUUUAUUGCUUUGCAAUUGUCAUUAUUAAUAAAUAUAAAGCACUUAUCAAAUCUAAGAUUUUCCCAUGGUGAGUGUGGUGACUUUUGUGAUCACAUCAUCAUUAAAAAGGAAUUUGGUGCCUUUCUUACCUGUUUCUCCUUAAUUCUUUUUGGUAUUCAGAUUUCUCCAAUGCUCUCUUGUGGCUCUGGAUUCAGUAAACUGGAGAUUGUAUGCAUCUUCUCACUAGAGUUUUCCUACUAAUGUUACUCAUUUUUCCUCUGCACUGUGCUCUCAGCAUUGGUGUAGCACACUUGCCCUUUACUGUGCUCAGCUCUUAUCUAUUUCUUCCCGUUACCUGUAGGAGUUUAUCAUAGAGUCUGUUGGCUUGUCUUAAGGCAUUUCUAUUAUACCAGGAUUUUCAGGUCACGGGCUUAUAUUUGUCAUGUGAUUUACUUAUUUAUUUAUUUGUUUAUUUAUAAUUCUGAUUAGUGAUAUUACUGGUACUAAUUUGUUUCAUUCUAGUUAGAAAUGGUAGUUCAAUGAUUUUGUUUGUUGAACACAGUUUGUUACUUCCUGGCUCUAUUCGUUAAUUCCUUAUAUAAAAUGCAUUAUUUGCUGUGUUCUCAUAAAUUAUUUCUUUCUGAUUUUUUUCUUUCCACACUUUUUUCUAAUGAUGGCUCACAGUGCUACAUGACUGGGGGAGCUGUGCUGUUUUAUAGGCUUCUUUCUGUGCCCUUCCUUCUCUAUGGAUUUUAAGAGCCCAUAUUCCUGGGUGCAACAAGGUUCUUAGUCAUUUUCUUUCCCCAUUCUAAAUACGUCUUUUGAUUCUCUCCUAUAUACAGGGAUGUUGAUAAGUUUUCUGGUAUCAUUUUGGUUUUAAGUCUUUUAAUGUGGUUUGGCAUUGUCUGUAACAGAAUUGUAUUGAUUUUAGCUUUGUAUUUUUGACAUUUUUUCUUGUGAAGUUUCAACAAGAAUUCCAGUCUUUGUUUCUGAGAGAGAAACUGAGAGAAGAACAAUGAGAAGAAUGAAUUCUUUGGUGACAAAUGCUCCACAGGGUCUGUUAUCAUUCAGGGAUGUGUCUGUGGACCUCUCACAGGAAGAGUGGGAAUUUCUAGACUGUGCUCAGAGGGCUUUGUACAUGGAUGUGAUGCUGGAGAAUUACAGCAAUCUACUCUUUGUGGGGAACCAUUGCAGAUUCGAUAAAUAUGAGACAGUCUUGGAUCAAGGCACAAAGCAUGAUCAUGUGAAUAUCCAAGAGAAGCCUUCUGAAUAUAAUGAACUUGGAAAAAUUAUGCUUGAAUCUUCUGAAAGUACACUGUAUGACAUUGCAGAAAACUGCAAAGAGGACAUAAACAGAUAUAAAGGUGGGAACACUGGAGAAGAACCUUAUACAUACAAAGAAUAUGUAAACUCUUUAGAUUUGUGUUCCAUUCUUAGUCAAAAUCAAAGAAUCCACUCAGGAAAAGAAGAACUCGAGGAUACAGAGUAUGAUGAACCUUUUGACUCUGAGCUUGUGCUCACAAUGGAAGGAGCCGAUGGUGCAAAGAAACCACUGCAAUGCCAGGAAUGUGGAAAAUGGUUCAAGAUGUACUCAAGCCUCACUAGUCAUCAGAAAACUCAUGCAGGAGAGAGACCUUCUGAAUGUAAGCAAGGGAGUGGGACCUUCUGUGCAUGGUCCCACCUUGAGUACCAUGGUCCAACCUGUACAGGAGAGAAACUUUAUAUAUGUAACGAGUGUGGUAAAUCCUUUUGUAGAUUUUCUCAUCUGAAAAGACAUCAGAUAACCCACACAGGGGACAAAUGUUACAAAUGUAAUCAAUGUGAGAAAUCCUUUACCCAGAAAGUCAGUCUUCGAGCUCAUCUGAGAAUCCACACAGGAGAGAAACCUUACAAAUGUAGUGAAUGUGACAGAUCUUUUACCCAGAAUACCCAUCUGAGAACUCACCAGAGAAUGCACACAGGAGAGAAACCUUACAAGUGUGGUGAAUGUGACAAAUCCUUUACUAAUAGUAGCCAUCUUAAAGCUCAUCAGCGAAUCCACACUGGAGAAAAACCUUACAAGUGUAGUGAAUGUAACUUUACCUGUGGCUCUCAUCUUAGAAGACAUCAGAAAAUCCACACAGGAGAGAAAACUUACAAAUGUAGUGAAUGUGACAAAUCCUUUGCCGAGAACAGCAGUCUUAGAGUUCAUCAGAAAAUCCACACAGGAGAGAAUCUUCACAAGUGUACUGAAUGCGACAAAUCCUUUAUCAGGAAAGGCUGUCUUAUAACUCACCAGAGAAUCCACACAGGAGAGAAACCUUACCAGUGCAGUGAAUGUAGCAAAUCAUUUACCCAGAAAAGCAAUCUUAGAACUCAUCAGAAAAUCCAUUCAGGAGAAAAGCCUUACAAAUGUAGUCAGUGUGAGAAAUCUUUUAUCCAGAAAGCCAGCCUUACAGCACAUCAAAAAGUUCAUAUGAGAGGUGCCUUAGGAAUGUAAAGAAUGCAGAAAAGUCUUACCUGCUUCUCGUGUAAGAAAUCACCUGAAAAUUCAUAACUGCGAAGAAAAAUUUCCAUAGAAAAUAACAUGGCAUUUGCUUCCACCAAACUCUGCCUUAACUGCGGUUGGAGCUUUGUGCUAGAGGAAUCAUGAGCAGGAGAAACUUGUGAAAACCUUUAAAUAAUGUUUAAUCUCGGAAACAAGAAUUUAUGUUGAGGGAAAUUCUGACAAUGUGACAAUGUAGGGAAUUUUUCAUUAAACUUUUACUUGUUCAACCUGGAAUACUUCAUAUUGAAGACACCUGAAGAACGUGCUGGCGUGCAAGAGUUUCCUAGAGACUGAACUGAUCCACUCUGAAAGGAACCUGAAUAAGGCAGGACAUAGAACGUGAAGCUCCAAAGAGCUUCAAGAAAUCCCUGAAACUGACCAGAUUCCAUAUGCUUAAAUGAAGAAACUCAGACAAAUCAUGCCUCUUAAAAGAAGAAAUUGAGUCACCAAGACGGGCUGGUUGCUGGUUUCUUUUUUCUUUUUUCUUUCUUUUUUUUUUUUUUUUUUGGUUUUUUUGUUUUGGUUUUUUCAUGACA
Molecule: messenger RNA, 3201 nt
Organism: Cricetulus griseus (Chinese hamster)
Lineage: Eukaryota; Metazoa; Chordata; Mammalia; Rodentia; Cricetidae
Source: RefSeq, a predicted model, not a curated record